Rhizoctonia solani is the source of this 1941-nucleotide messenger RNA. RefSeq names its product mitochondrial carrier protein. Gene Ontology annotation, molecular function: zinc ion binding; phosphate transmembrane transporter activity. The transcript has 9 exons. The record is from RefSeq and is a predicted model, not a curated record. Lineage: Eukaryota; Fungi; Basidiomycota; Agaricomycetes; Cantharellales; Ceratobasidiaceae. The coding region runs from base 1 to 1941 and encodes 646 amino acids. Gene Ontology annotation, biological process: mitochondrial phosphate ion transmembrane transport. Gene Ontology annotation, cellular component: mitochondrial inner membrane.
AUGGCAUUCUACCGCUCGCCAAUCCUCGCCUCUGCAUUCCCCAUCGCCUCUGUCUCUGACAAGGUCGAUUCUGCCAAGAGCGCAGUAAAGGCAACAGUGAAUAGCUCCAAGCCCCCGACAGGAGCUGAUCUCUAUGCCCGCUUCGCGUUCGCGGGUGCUGUAUGCUGUGCAGUCACCCACGGUGCGUUGACCCCCGUUGACGUUGUCAAGACGCGCAUUCAACUCGAACCUGAGGUCUACAACAAGGGUAUGGUCACUGGUUUCCGCCAAGUGAUUGCGAACGAGGGCGCUGGUGCACUCCUUACUGGUCUUGGGCCCACUGUGCUUGGAUAUGCUCUCCAAGGUGCUUUCAAGUUCGGAGGUUACGAGUUCUGGAAAAAGACCUUCAUCGAUGCUAUUGGUAUCGAUGCUGCUCGUGAAAACCGUCAAGCAAUUUACCUCGCUUCGUCUGGUAUCGCUGAGUUCUUUGCCGACAUCGCCCUCUGCCCUCUCGAGGCCACCCGUAUCCGCCUCGUCUCCCAACCCACUUUCGCAAAUGGUCUCCUUGGAGGUUUUGCCCGCAUUGCCAAGGAGGAAGGCCUUAGGGGGUUCUACUCUGGCUUCGGUCCGAUCCUGUUCAAGCAGGUUCCAUAUACCAUGGCCAAGUUCGCCGUCUACGAAGUUGUCUUCGAGAAGGCAGUUCAGGCAACUGGCAAGCCCAAGUCGGAGUUGUCCACCGGCACUCUGUCGGCCCUCAAUCUUGGUUCUGGUUUGAUGGCUGGUUUCGCUGCUGCUGUCAUCUCCCAGCCAGCGGACACCCUAUUGUCGAAGAUCAACAAGACCAAGGGUCUUCCUGGCGAGUCUAUCUCUAGCCGUCUCAUCAAGAUGGCUCGUGACCUCGGCCCUGGUGGCCUGUUCACUGGCAUGGGUGCUCGUCUUGUCAUGAUUGGUACCCUCACCGCUGGCCAAUUCGCUAUAUAUAGUGACAUCAAGCGUGUCCUUGGUGCGACAGGUGGUGUCGAGAUUGCCAAGCCGAUAACGAACAACGCGCUUUCGUCCACGUUGACCGUUGUCUACCAGGAGGGAGCUAUUGGAGAACCAUACUACGCCUCCAUUCCGAUAUCGUACGAUUACAAAGAAGUCCUAGAGUACUCUCGUCAAUGUUUCGAAGAGUAUCUUCCUAAUAACCCAAAGCUUGAAUUAAAACACGAGAUAGGUGAUGGGCGAUGGGCUUCUAUUCAUCCCCGCCUUUUCGACAGCCUCAUUCGGAACUCCGAGGUAAGAGAGUUUAGGUUGAGUGCUCUACAAGCAACAAGGGCGAAUGGUAGUAGCGGAGUCAACAAUACCGCUAGAAGGCCUGACAUAAACCCACCUCGACGCUCGAACACUCUCCCUGCCGAAGAGCCACCUUCUUAUUCAGCAUCCACAUCCCCGAUUACGAGAGUGGCUCAGCCUCACGUACUCGACAAUCCUGUGAUACCUAUAACUGAUCCGCUUCACGCGGCAUAUUGCGAUAGGUGUAACCAAGCGAUAUAUGGAAUACGAUACAAGUGCACGACAUGCAGCGACUUUGACUAUUGUGGAGUCUGCAUAGGAUUUGGUCCGCUUGAGCACGGGCAUAGGUUUGAUGCUAUCAUCAACACCAACAUUAAGUUGUACAGGCCACGCGAUGCAUGGCGAGCCACAGACGAGGGACAAUUGCCAAGCAAUGUUCAGGAAGUAGCGCAUACCUGGCACGAAUGCCGCUGUGAUAUCUGUGGAGUUAGCCCGAUCAGGGGUACCAGGUUCAAAUGUGCUGAAUGUCCUGAUUGGGAUGCAUGUCAAAAUUGCCUCGAAAGGUCCGCUAGCCUUCAUCCGGACCAUAUGUUUAUUCGGAUUACAGGAGAAGGUAUACUCGUGCCAAAGUACCAGGCCCCCGCGCCUAUUGCAAGACCAGAACGCCAAACGCUGUGGAAGAUGUAG